CUGUUGAUUUGAUCUGAUAUAUUGGAAAACCAUGAGUUAACCACCGACCGACCGCGGCCAUGGGGCAGAAUGAACAUCGGGAUAUUACUGCGGGUGCGAGCCAAAGUAAAAUGCCCCCUUGUCAAGUACCCAGCACAAACCACCACAGGCAAUGGAAGCUUCGUGGCUUUGUAUAGGACACUGUGUGGUCAGCGAUCGUCAGCAACCUGGCCUCCCACGGGUUUUACUUACAUACCCAUCUCACCGUAUGCAUAAUAGGCACGAUGAUCUACAUAUUG
Messenger RNA from Neurospora tetrasperma FGSC 2508, 278 nucleotides. RefSeq lists its product as uncharacterized. The transcript has a single exon. The record is from RefSeq and is a predicted model, not a curated record. NCBI's taxonomy places the organism in Eukaryota, Fungi, Ascomycota, Sordariomycetes, Sordariales, Sordariaceae. The coding region runs from base 70 to 255 and encodes 61 amino acids.